Schistocerca americana (American grasshopper) is the source of this 1173-nucleotide messenger RNA. RefSeq names its product formin-2-like. The transcript is spliced from 4 exons. Lineage: Eukaryota; Metazoa; Arthropoda; Insecta; Orthoptera; Acrididae. The record is from RefSeq and is a predicted model, not a curated record. Bases 1 to 1173 code for a protein of 390 amino acids.
AUGUCAGUGAAAGAUAUGCCACAUAUUCAUAGAUAUCAAGGAAGGAAGAACAUAUUUUAUUUUAUAUCAGCAGACUGGUAUGCAGAUACUGGGGCUGCACUUCGCAGGACUAGCAAGUCUCAACAGACAGAUCAGAGAGCACCACAACAGCAGGAGGAACGGCCUCCAACCCCUCUGCCUCCUGGAUCCAGUGCAGCACCUGCUGCAUCCCCACCACCUCCACUUCCUGGAUCAAGUGCAGGACCUGCUCCACCCCCACCACCUCCACUUCCUGGAUCAAGUGCAGGACCUGCUCCACCCCCACCACCUCCGCUUCCUGGAUCAAGUGCAGGACCUGCUCCACCCCCACCACCUCCGCUUCCUGGAUCAAGUGCAGGACCUGCUCCACCCCCACCACCUCCGAUUCCUGGAUCAAGUGCAGGACCUGCUCCACCCCCACCACCUCCACUUCCUGGAUCAAGUGCAGGACCUGCUCCACCCCCACCACCUCCGCUUCCUGGAUCAAGUGCAGGACCUGCUCCACCCCCACCAGCUCCGCUUCCUGGAUCAAGUGCAGGACCUGCUCCACCCCCACCACCUCCACUUCCUGGAUCAAGUGCAGGACCUGCUCCACCCUCACCACCUCCGCUUCCUGGAUCAAGUGCAGGACCUGCUCCACCCCCACCAGCUCCGCUUCCUGGAUCAAGUGCAGGACCUGCUCCACCCCCACCACCUCCGAUUCCUGGAUCAAGUGCAGGACCUGCUCCACCCCCACCACCUCCACUUCCUGGAUCAAGUGCAGGACCUGCUCCACCCCCACCACCUCCACUUCCUGGAUCAAGUGGAGCACCUGCUCCACCCCCACCACCUCCUCCACCCCCACCACCUCCUCCUCCUCAGCAGAGAUUAAUUAUUGCAAAAGACUUGAAGAUAUUUCAAAUGGAAGUUACUUGCUGUUUAGAAUUUUUAAGUUUAGUUAGAUGUUCCAAAGGAAAAUUCCUCAAUGAAACUAAUAAUUUGUAUGACAGAAUUCUGGCCGUCUGUUGUUUCCUAGCAGGAUGUACUCUGCUCCUCAAACUGAAGGUGUGUGUAUUUGUUGAUCAAGCAAAUAAUUUAUUCUUGUGCACUGUAGAAACCCCUAAUACAAUUUGUUUGGAAACUGCUUGCACUCUUAUAUACAAAGAAAUAAACUAA